CUAAUCUCUUGCAAGUCUUAUUUUAGAAAUGGGAUCUCGGGACCCCGAGAAGAACGCAUCGCCCGCCAGGCCCGAUAACAAUGGCCUUGGAGGGCGUGGUCGGCAUUGGCAUAGCCAAGCGGCCAUCACUGCAAUGCCUGGACGCCGUGGAGAACGCGGCCCGACGUGCCGAGCCAGACGAGCGUACGGUGGAGCAGAGCACAACGCCAUGGAUGAUCGCGAGGAAGAAGGUCACAGCGCUCGCCGUCUGCCUCGUCGCGUUGCCCGUCCUGAUGACCACGGUUAGCCGGCGGGACUCGCCGUGGACGCCCGCGUCCUUUUGGCCGCUGGCGACAUUCGCGCGGCAAGAGAAGCUCCUCGGCGGCCUGCUCGUGCCGGGGUUCGACGAGCGGUCAUGCCUCAGCCGGUACCAGUCAGCGUUCUACCGCAAGAACCUGACGCGGUCGCCGUCCGCGCACCUCAUCAAGCGGCUGCGCCAGCACGAGGCGCUGCAGCGCCGGUGUGGGCCGGGCACCGAGGCGUACAGGGCGGCGGCCGCGCGGCUCAGGUCCUGGCGCCGCAACGGCACCGACGUCGACGCCGCCUGCAGGUACCUCGUGCUGGUGCCGUACAGGGGCCUCGGGAACAGGAUCCUGGCCGUGGCGUCGGCGUUCCUCUACGCCGUGCUCACCGACCGCGUCCUGCUCCUCGACGGGAACACGUCGACGGGCGAAAUCUUCUGCGAGCCGUUCCCGGGGACCUCGUGGCUGCUGCCGCUGAACUUCCCCAUCAGCAACCUCCAGAACCUGACGGGCGACGUGCGGGAGAGCUACAGGAACCUGGUGCGGAACGAUAGCGCGGCGGCGUCGCUGGCGUCCAGGCUCCCGUACGUGUUCGUGGACCUCGACCAUUCCUGCACCUACCACGACAAGCUCUUCUUCUGCGACGACGAGCGGCCGUUCCUCCGCCGCGCGCCGUGGCUGGUGAUGAGGACGGACGGCUACUUCGUGCCGGCGCUGUUCCUGAACCCGGCGCACCAGGACGAGCUCCACAGGAUGUUCCCUCGGAAGGACUCGGUGUUCUACCUGCUGGCGCACUACCUGUUCCACCCGACGAACAAAGUUUGGGGACUCAUCACGAGGUUCCACAGCUCGUACCUGAGGGACUCGGACGAAAGGCUGGGCAUCCAGGUGAGGGUGUUCGACGGGGACACGCCGUUCCAGCACAUCUUGGAGCAGAUCCUCGCCUGCACGUCGCAAGAGCACCUGCUCCCCGACGUGGUCACGCAAGAACCGCCCCGCCCGUCGACGGCCGGUGCGCGGUCCAAGGCCGUCCUGAUGACCGGCCUGAGCUCGUGGUACUACGAGAACAUCCGGUGGAAGUACUGGCAGUCGGCGACGGCCACCGGCGAGGUCGUGAGCGUGUACCAGCCGAGCCACGAGGAGCACCAGCUCUCCGGCUACACGACGCACGACAUGAAGGCGGUGGCGGAGAUGUACCUCCUGGGCAUGACGGACAAGAUCGUCACCAGCGGCUGGUCGACGUUCGGCUACGUCGGCCACGGCCUCGGUGGGCUCACGCCGUGGAUCAUGUUCAGGCCUGAGAACCACACCACGCCUUACCCGCCGUGCCGGCGGGCCAAGUCGAUGGAGCCGUGCAUGCACGGGCCGCCGUUCUACGACUGCAGGGCGAAGCACGGUGCCGACACGGGAAAGCUGGUGCCACAUGUCCAGCACUGUGAAGACAUGAGCUGGGGGCUGAAACUUGUUCACCCCGAGUGAAAACAACAAUAAUGAAAAGAAUAUUUUCCUUUUC
Molecule: messenger RNA, 1794 nt
Organism: Sorghum bicolor (sorghum)
Lineage: Eukaryota; Viridiplantae; Streptophyta; Magnoliopsida; Poales; Poaceae
Product: galactoside 2-alpha-L-fucosyltransferase
Exons: 2
Coding region: 81-1760 (559 amino acids)
Biological process (GO): cell wall biogenesis; xyloglucan biosynthetic process
Cellular component (GO): membrane; Golgi apparatus
Molecular function (GO): galactoside 2-alpha-L-fucosyltransferase activity
Source: RefSeq, a predicted model, not a curated record